Molecule: messenger RNA, 1580 nt
Organism: Zingiber officinale
Lineage: Eukaryota; Viridiplantae; Streptophyta; Magnoliopsida; Zingiberales; Zingiberaceae
Product: bZIP transcription factor 29-like
Exons: 3
Coding region: 96-1337 (413 amino acids)
Biological process (GO): regulation of DNA-templated transcription
Cellular component (GO): nucleus
Molecular function (GO): DNA-binding transcription factor activity
Source: RefSeq, a predicted model, not a curated record
AUUAACGACUAAAUCCCUUAUCCAGCCGCUGCAUUCGGUUUUUAACAGCCUAAAGCAUCGGCCGAACCGAUAUUCCACAGGCCGAACUAAAAAGCAUGGAGGAGGCGGCAGGUGGGAUGACGAUGCUGCAGCAGCAACAACACGGGGCUUCGAGUCCUCUCUUCCCCGACCACCCGCCGCUGCCGCUGCCGCCGCCGCCGUCGCAGUUGCACCUGAAGCCCCCCGCAGCGCCUAGAUCUCUCGGCGAACCCUUCCACUCCCGCUCCCGCUCCCAGCCUGCGGCCUGCUUCUCCUUCGACUCCUCGCCCACCACCUCCCUCUCCGACUCCCUCUCCAUGGACGACCACGACAUCGCCCAGGUCGCCGCCGCCGACAGCGACCUUCCGCCUCGCGGGGCCCACCGGCGAUCUCAGAGCGACGUGCCCUUCGCCUUCCUGCCUCCUCUGCCCCUGCCACCCGGCGCCGGAGUCAAGAUGGAGGUCCAGUGGGACCGGGGGUUCGACGGCGAAGAUUUGUUCAGCACCUACAUGAACUUGGAUGGCUUCGACAUGCUCACGGACGGCAGAGAGAACGAGGCGGAGAGCAACUCGUCGGGGGCGGUGCAGCGGGGCGCCGCCGGGGACCCUGCUCUGGUUACGGCGGCUUCCCGGCAUUGCAGGAGUCUCUCGAUGGACAGCUUCAUGAGGAAGUUCAACUUCGAGGAGGAGGAAUCAGCAAAGCUGCAGCCGCCUCGCGGAUCGCGAGCAAGAUCGAGCGCUAAGCUGGUCAAUUCUAUGGGCACGGAGCCUAGCACCUUCAGCUUGGAUUUUGGUAACGGCCAAUUUACGCCGCCCGAGAUGAAGAAAAUCAUGGAGAACGAAAAACUCGUGGAGCUGGCAAUGGCGGAUCCCAAACGUGUUAAAAGGAUACUAGCGAAUCGACAGUCAGCUGCGCGAUCCAAGGAGCGAAAAAUGCGAUACAUUGCAGAGUUAGAACACAAAGUGCAGCUGUUGCAGACAGAAACCACCGCUAUGUCAGCACAGUUCACGUUGUUGCAAGUGAGUUGUUCAUCUCUACUGCUACUACUACUACUAUUAUUAUUUUUAAUUGAGUUUCUAUUACUUUCACUGCAGAGGGACUCAGCUGGACUUGUAAAUCAGAACAAUGAGCUCAAGUUCCGACUUCAAUCGAUGGAGCAACAAGCACAACUUAGAGAUGCUUUAAAUGAGGCAUUGACUGCAGAAGUUCAACGACUGAAACUUGCUGCAAGUGGGCUUGUAGAUGCUCAUGAUUCAACCAACACCAACCAACAAACAUCACUUAACGCUCGAACAAUGGAUUGCAGACAAGAUCAAUGAUCCCAUCAAGGUGGAAGGUUGCUAUGUACAGGGCUUCAUCAGUUACUUAGUUGGGCGUUUCUUCCAAUCGAUUAUCUUGAUGUGCUCAUUUGUUCAAUUUAUCAAGAUUGACAUAUUCUUUUAAAUGUUGAAAAUUUGUAUUUUGGAUUGUUGUUGAUCAUAUAGACAUAUCAAAGUUUUCAAACUAGUAUGAGAUGGUUGGUUUGAGGAAUGCAUGUGCCAUGCAAAUUUGACAGUCAUUAA